Messenger RNA from Sclerotinia trifoliorum, 3042 nucleotides. NCBI's taxonomy places the organism in Eukaryota, Fungi, Ascomycota, Leotiomycetes, Helotiales, Sclerotiniaceae. The record is from the annotation of a GenBank genome assembly.
AUGUCUCCUCCUCACGCUUCCAAGUCUCAGGAAGACAAGAAUAAAGACAAGGCACCCAAAGGCAGCAGCGGCGGCAUUGGAGGCAAGCUUGCUAGCAAGGUGAGCAAGAUCUUCAAAGGGAAGACAACGACACCAGAGCCAAAGGUAUGAAUUACCAACAUUGCAUGAAAGGUCUAACGCACUAAGACUAACCACCACUUGUAGGUACCCGCGAAAGGCAAAAAGGCAUCCUCCUUCAGUAAAAUUCUAGUACCAUCUCCUCUAAUUCCAAGAGAAAUUUCCUCGAAGAUCUCCAAAUAUCAGAUAAUCGGUAGAGAAUCUGGUCAGAGGAAAACCCGAGGACAAAUUACAUCAACUACUAAGGCAACUGUUGGAAAUUCUCAAGCAACACCAAUCUUGGCUACUGAGCCUAACGUCUUGAAGGGACAAGCACCUUCAAAUUCGGCCAAGGCUAUACAACACAGCAACAAUGGCCAAAAAAUUGUGAGUCUUGUCUUUCUUUACAACAAAUAAUUAAUGAAAACCAAAUACUGAUAAAGCAUCUCUAGCUACCACCUUCAGCACCAAAAUCACGCAUUGGUAAUGCCCUUAGUCCAAAGAAAUGGGACUACAACAACUCACACCAACCAGGAAAAAGCCCUGGUGUCUUGCCAAAGGCUACUGAAGUAUUUAGUAGAAUGGAACCUACGUUGUGGGACAAAGCAAGGGAUCUACAGGCAACAGAUGAGGGUCAUCAAGCAGGCUUUGCGAAUGCCACUUCAACCGGAAAAGAUUCGCACAUUUCAAGACGCGAGCGUGCUAGUAGUCCUCGCCCGCUCACCGCUGCAGAUUUGGCAUCAUUGGCUGCUGAUAAAGCCAAGUUCAAGGAUGAGGAGUUAGCAGCAAAGCGGCAAUAUGUCAAUGAACGCCCGGGAGGUGGUUGGGACCAUCAAGAUUAUGAGGAGGUCUAUCCUGAGCGUAAAGUAGUAGCUGCUCAUACUGCGGUCAAUGAUAGACCGGAAGAUCCUGAGACUGAAGAAGUAUCCGAAUCUCACGAUGCUUCAAUCGAUGAGGAGAUCCCAGCCGUGGUUCCUGCUGCUCAGCCGGCCAGGGCUUCACGUCCAAGUUUGGUUGCGAAGGGCAAGAAGCUUGAUAAGGGAAAAGGAAAAGUGGGUCUAUAGUCUUCCAAUAUAGUUAUUAUUAAUAGACCAAAUACUAAUUAAUAUUCUCUACCAGGCCAUUGACGAAGAUGAAAAAGAUCAGAGUAGCAGUAGUGACGUCGACUUCAACCAUCAGGUGCUAGCUGCAGAUGAUGGAGCGGGAUAUCCUGUUAUAGCUUCAGGAAGUAAUGCCAGAAGCGUAAGUCCUCCCUUUUACUUGUUUGGUUUCAGUUGAAUGACCUUCUGAAAUUUUUGAUUAUCAUACUAACUUAUCCCAAGGAGCUUUUAUUUGGCCCACCGGGUCCUAUUGAGAAAGAGGUUAAGAAAAUGCCCUCUGGUCACAAGGCUGUUUUUGGAGGAACACACCACCGCGAUAACGUCCCAGUUGGGACUCCGCAGCCCAGUGCUUUAAAUAUUGUGAUUCGCAGUGAGAAGCGAAAUCCAAACGACCCAAAUGUGGUAAUUGCCCGGGCCAAGAUUAUCCAUCAAUUUACCGACAAGGUAGAUUGGAACGAUAAAGAAUCCGUCAGGAAGCUCAACAAGUGGCGUGGACAAAUCUUUGAACGAGCUUUCGGAUCAAAGCUCCCAAGGAGAUGGAAGUACACUGUUGGUGAGAUGAACGCCCUAUGCGACAUUCUCGAAGCACACCUUGUUACAUCAGAAGUGGGCGGUCUGAUGACAAAUGUUGAUUGGAAGUUGGUAACAACUCAAUACAACGAUCGCUUUGAAGAUGUCAAACAGAGCGCUGGAGAGUUCUAUGCCAGUACUAGUUGUGGUGAUAAUGGAGAGAAAAGAUCUGUCCCUGACGAUAAGUUGAAGGAGAGCCGCCAAGCCCCUGUUAGAUCUUUGGUAGGAUUGAGAAAUCAAUUAUAUCACUUUAAAGACCAGCGAGUAAUCGACCUCGUAAAACGCGCGAAGGGUAUUAAACAAGAGGUCGAGCCGGGGGCUGAUGUCGAAAACAAGCAGACAGCUACCCCCAGCAAGGGGUCGUCUUCUGAUUCUGGAAGAAAGAUCAAGAAGCUCAUCCUCAAGAUUGGGGACCGCCGCGUAAUUCUCGGUGGUAAUAGAGCCAGCGGUGAGAACUAUGCAGAUAAUGAGGAUAGUCCGCCCACUGAACAGGCAAAGUCGGAUAAUCCCCCCCGCCUUCGUGGUGGCAAUGGUGGCCUUUUGGACGGCCAUGAUACAAAUAACACAGAUGAAUCUGUGACUGGAACUGAUCGUCAAGGUAGUGAGUUCGAAUUCCCUGCUAGCUCACCACUCCGCCAAGUUCCCGAUAAUGCAAGUUCGACUACUCACGCCGCUCAAGCUAUAGUGAACACCAAACAGCUUUACGAUCAUAAUGAAACAGCAAAUAAUGCCAGUCCUCCUUCGAUUGUAGAUCAGCUUGUUUCUACCUCGAAGAACAAGAAGAGAUCGAGGGAGGUUGAUAGGAACAAUGGAAGUGACGGCGAUGACGAAGGGAGCUCAUCGCAAAAGAAGGCCAGGAUUGAUAGAAGCCUUCCUCGGGAUCCUCGACUUCCACCUGUCAACGCACAGGGUCGUCACCCCCUUCCCAAUUCACCAAUCCCCGGUUUAUAUCCAGAACCUUUGAAAUCAAACCACAAGAAGAGAUCGAGGGACGACGACCAAGUUGAUGGUGGCAACAGCCAGCGGGACGAAUCAGCAAAGAAGCUCAAAGUACAGAAUGCACAAGGCGCCAGCCUAUUUCCGGAAUCUCCAAAUCAACCAGCUUGGGACGUGGUAAACUCAUUACCUCGUCCUCGCACUGCAGCAAGAAAUCGAGCAAAAACCACCAAGGGUGUUCGAACCACUGCUCGACUUCCAGCCCUAGACGACAAUUUCCAGGAUUAGUAGUUAGCUCUGGCGUAGUUUGUUUAUAAAAUGGUUUCCCUUACAACGCAGU